Cryptomeria japonica (Japanese cedar) is the source of this 731-nucleotide messenger RNA. RefSeq lists its product as uncharacterized. The record is from RefSeq and is a predicted model, not a curated record. The transcript is spliced from 2 exons. Gene Ontology annotation, molecular function: nucleoside triphosphate diphosphatase activity. Lineage: Eukaryota; Viridiplantae; Streptophyta; Pinopsida; Cupressales; Cupressaceae. The coding region runs from base 26 to 541 and encodes 171 amino acids. Gene Ontology annotation, biological process: nucleoside triphosphate catabolic process.
GAAAAAAAUUGACCUUAAAAACAGGAUGCAUGUACACACAGUAAUGCACAGAAUUGUUCUUGUAUGGGCAUUGAUUUUUUUGAUUGCAGAAAUGAAAGGCGAUGGACAAGUAUCCGACGAUGAUUCCGUGACGGCGGGGCCUUCAGGCGGCAGUGUUACGCUGAAAGAUUUGCGGGAAAAAAUGGCAGAGUUUGCGAGGGAGAGAAACUGGGAUCAGUUUCAUACGCCCCGUAAUCUUCUUUUAGCUCUCAUGGGGGAAGUAGGUGAACUGUCUGAAAUUUUCCAGUGGAAGGGAGAAGUUCCAAAAGGGCUUCCAGACUGGAAUGCUUCAGAGAGGGAGCAUCUUGGGGAAGAGUUGUCGGACGUUCUACUUUAUCUGGUCAGACUUGCAGACAUCUGUGAUGUUGAUCUCGGUGAAGCAGCUCUGAGGAAAAUGAGGAAGAAUGAACUCAAAUAUCCAGUGGAGCGGUGCAAAGGCUCAUCAAAGAAAUACACCCACUACAGCAAUGGAGUGAAUGGCAAUGGAGUAGAUAAACUUUAAGAAGUUACAGAGAACUUCAAAAUGUACCUUAUUAUACAAUGAUCAAUGUACAUUUUCCAUUUUAUUGCUGAAGAAAUUUGUACAAGUGCUUUUCCUUCAGCAUUCUUACACAAGGGGGAUUGAUAAACUACAAAUGGGCCUUAAGCAAAUCAUGCCUUCUUUUCAAUGCAUCUGUGUAUGAAUUGAUCUU